This is a messenger RNA of Drosophila nasuta, 2441 nucleotides long. RefSeq names its product SET and MYND domain containing, arthropod-specific, member 5 (gene SmydA-5). Gene Ontology annotation, molecular function: protein binding. The transcript is spliced from 2 exons. Lineage: Eukaryota; Metazoa; Arthropoda; Insecta; Diptera; Drosophilidae. The coding region runs from base 92 to 1756 and encodes 554 amino acids. The record is from RefSeq and is a predicted model, not a curated record.
AACUAAAACUCAAUCGGAAAGAACUAUUCUUGGCCGAAGCGUCGCGACGUAACAUCAGUUCUACUUGAAAAUUCGUCAAAUUAUCACGAUAAUGACGUUGCUAAGUAUGCAGUGUGCGGUUUGCGGUGUUUCUGCUCCUCUCACCUGCACCAGGUGCAGACUGGUCCGGUACUGCAACGGAGAGCAUCAAAAGCAGCACUGGCCAAAGCACAAACGCUGCUGCAAACCUUUUCGAGAGGAGCAAGACCCCGCGCUGGGACGUUACUUGGCCGCCACCCAGGACAUUCAAGCUAAACAGAUCAUAUUCGUCGAGGAGCCACUAGUUGUGGGACCCAAAUGGUUUCUGACCGAAGGGGAGAAGUCAGCCACAAUUGUGCCAUGUGUCGGUUGCUUUACGCCUUGUCGCCUGGGCAAACAUCAGUGUCGCAACUGCCAUUGGCCAGUGUGCAGUGUUGGCUGUGCACACGAGAGUCUGGAGUGCAGCAUUCUCAGUCUUGGCAAUGCACCUGGAGCCAAAUCGGAUGUGCGGGGACAGCACGAUUACUUUCGCCAUGAUGCACUACUGGUGUUAAAGUGUCUGUUGCUGCAGCGCUCCCAGCCGGAACGCUGGAAGGCAUUGCUGGAGAUGCAAUCACAUGAAGAGGAGCGUCUUGGCACGGAGUUACAAUUGGAGGCGGAGCAGCGCAUUGUAAGCUACUUGCAGCAGCGAUUUCUACGCCGUCUGAAGUCGAACACGAACAAGCAGAAUGUGCUCAGCGACUAUGAGCCUGAGCUGUUGCAUCGUCUCUGUGGCAUAAUUGAGACGAACUACAUGGUCAUUGAGCUGGCCACCGGAGUGGAGCUGAGCGGUCUGUUCCGGCAAGCUUGUAUGAUGGAACACGCUUGUCAGCCCAAUUGUUACUUUCAGUUCGAUGCAACCACGCAGCGCAUUGCAGUGCGCGCUGGAUGUGAUAUUAAGAAGGGCGACCACUUGAAGAUCACAUACACAAACAUAUUGUGGGGCACGCAGAUGCGGCAGCAUCAUCUGCGCAUGACCAAGCACUUCAGCUGUCGUUGUCCGCGAUGUGAGGAUCCCACCGAAUACGGCAGUUACGUGAGCGCUAUGCGCUGCCUGGGUGAUGUGUCCAAGACGUGUGACGGUCUUCAACUGCCAGUCGAGCCUCUCAACGAACAGACACAAUGGAAGUGCGACACUUGCCCCAUGUUGGUGGAUGCCGCUUAUGUGACAGAGGUGCAGACCCACAUGACAGAGGAGGUGGAGAGAUUGUUAGCCGGCAGUCCUACAGCAAGUGAAGUGGAAUUGCUUUUGGCACGUCUAUCGCAAUUGCUGCAUCCGAAUCACUUUCACAUGUUCAAUUUGAAGCAUACACUCAUACAGCUAUAUGGGCAUGAACCGGGCUUGGAAUUGGUUACGCUUACCGAUCUUCAACUCGGUCGUAAGCUUAGGCUCUGCGAGGAAUUGCGCAAUGUGUGUCAUCGACUAGACCCACAUAGCAUUAAGUUGGCCAUUUACGUGAGCGUCAUUUUGAUAGAGGUUGCCCACACACUGGAGGAAAAAGCUCGUAGAUUGCCUGCUGAAGCGAAACUUCAAUUGGAAUUGGCUCAGUCACAUCUGCAGCAAGCGGAAGAGGUGUUGGAAAAGGUGCAGGACUCUGUGGCUGGCAAAAAGCUGAACGACAGGCUACAGCUGGAUCAAUUCGAGCUGGACAAACUGAUGUUGGCCAAUAACCACAGCCAAACACAAACGGCUGUUUAACUAGUAAAACAAACAAUCAUGUAUCAUAUGAACAAAACAUUUAAUUUGUUUACAUUUACCUUAUUCGUAUCUUAUCAUGAGGCUGCAUGCAGUUCGAUACGCUCCUGCUCCAGCAACUGCGGAUUCGCUUCGAGAAUCUCUCGCUGUCGUCUCAGAUUUUUGACAAUGCCAGGCAGAUGCCAGCCAUGCCGCAGCAAGCUAUCGGUCACAUCAAAGUGUGCGUGACGAACACAUCGCAGUUGUGAGCAGUGAGCCACUGUUCUCAGUUCUAUAGCCAUGUCAUGGAUAAGAGCAGCAAUAAAUUGCUCGCUUUCAUUGAUCGCAUGCAACUCAAGUGUAAAGUUCGGCCUCUCGAAAUGUAUCAGUUUUAUUCCAUAUAGCACUGGUUGACUGUUAUCAGCUGGCCGGAUGAGCCCUUUACAAGCCAAUUCGUAUGCAGCCUGCGUCUGCAAAUCAACGCCGCACAUUUCAUACAUUUUGCGUUGGUGCGACGCUUGCAAGGACGCCGCCAGGCCACUUAUGCGAUCCGCACUAACAUGGCGAUGGUUGGCGCGUACUGUGACUCGUGAGUCAGGCAUGUGGUUCUCUGUGGCAGUUCCCAUACGAGCUGUCACAUGGUAUACACGGAUGGGGCGAUUACGCUGUAUGUGAAUGGACUGUUUCAGUCCAUCAUUUAUGCCAAAUA